AUGACCGCUGCGAUCGCGGCUGGAGUCAAGCUGCCGCCUACACAUGUGGAAGCGAGUGCUAGAGCGCUCGAACAGCUUCGCCAGACCCAGAAUGUCAAUAGAUAUGCAAUGGAGACGAAGAGCAGCAUCAUUGCCAUCGGGCUCUCAGUGCACCACACUCCUGUGGAAAUCAGGGAGAAGCUUUCGAUCCCUCAGGCUGAAUGGCCUCGUGCGAUUGAGGAGCUGACGUCUUUUCCUCACAUUGAGGAGGCUGCUGUUCUGUCCACCUGCAACAGGAUGGAGCUGUAUGUUGUGGCGCUCUCCUGGCACAGGGGUGUGCGCGAGGUGGAGGAGUGGAUGUCUCAGACCAGUGGCAUUCCGCUGGAGGAGCUCCGGCCGCACAUGUUCCUUCUCCGCGACCGCGAUGCCACCUCGCACCUCAUGAGGGUGUCUGGCGGGCUGGACUCGCUGGUCAUGGGGGAGGGCCAGAUCCUUGCGCAGGUGAAGGACGUGUACAAGGUGGGCCAGAACGCACCCGGCUUUGGCCGCCAGCUGAACGGCCUGUUCAAGCAGGCCAUCACCGCCGGCAAGCGCGUGCGCGCUGAGACCUCCAUCUCCUCCGGUGCUGUCUCUGUCUCCUCUGCAGCCGCUGAGCUUGCGCAGCUCAAGCUGCCCACCCAUAACUUUGACGACAGCAAGGUGUGCAUCAUCGGUGCGGGCAAGAUGUCCCGGUUACUGGUGAAGCACAUGGCCUCCAAGGGGCUCAAGCGGCUGACGAUCCUCAACAGAUCACUGCCUCGCGUGGAAGCCCUGAAGGAGGAGUUCCCAGAAGUGGAGUUUGACGUGCACCUGAUGCCAGACCUCAUGCAGUGCAUCAGCGACUGCGACACCAUAUUCGCAGCCUCCGGUUCUGAGGAUAUCCUUGUGCACAAGGAGCACCUUGCAGAAAUGCCACCAGCAUCGGCGGCAGUGGGCGGCUUGCGGCGGUUCUUUGACAUCAGUGUACCGCGCAACAUUGCGCCCGACAUAACUGAGGACGUGUGCGGCCGCGUGUUCAACGUGGACGACCUGAAGGAGGUUGUGUCCAAGAACAAGGAGGAGCGGCGCAAGGCAGCUGAUGAGGCCCAGGUGCUGCUGGAGCAGGAGCAGCUGUCAUUCGAGGCCUGGAGGGACUCCUUGGAGACCGUGCCCACCAUCAAGGCGUUGCGCGGGAAGGCAGAGUCCAUCAGGGCCGGGGAGCUGGACAAGGCGAUGGGCAAGAUGGGCGACGGCCUGACCAAGAAGCAGCUCAAGGCUGUUGAAGAGCUCAGCCGCAGCAUUGUGAACAAGAUCCUGCACGGGCCCAUGACCGCCCUGCGCUGCGACGGCUCUGACCCCGACGCGGUCGGCCAGACACUCGCCAACAUGGAGGCACUGGAGCGCAUGUUUGAGCUCUCGCGCUUCAACACAACCUCCAUCAGCCGAUAG
Messenger RNA from Coccomyxa subellipsoidea C-169, 1446 nucleotides. Its product is annotated as glutamyl-tRNA reductase precursor. The record is from RefSeq and is a predicted model, not a curated record. Gene Ontology annotation, biological process: tetrapyrrole biosynthetic process. The transcript has 8 exons. Lineage: Eukaryota; Viridiplantae; Chlorophyta; Trebouxiophyceae; Coccomyxaceae. Gene Ontology annotation, molecular function: glutamyl-tRNA reductase (NADP+) activity; NADP binding. The coding region runs from base 1 to 1446 and encodes 481 amino acids.